AUGCAACAAGGCUCGUGCGACGAUAGUGAUCGGAUGUCACAGGAUAACGUGAGUAACGGCAGCGAGGAGCGCUUCCUGAGCGAAGUCCAGAAGGCCACAUCAACGCACACACCGGGCCGGGCCACGGUGCGAAGGGCAACGCCCGUCAAUCGACAGCCACCACCGUGCACCAGCAGCACCCGUGUGCAGCAGUUUAUAUUCAAGCUCAACUCCAUCAUCCUUAGUGACAUCGAGGAACGGGCCGACGAGGAUGGAGGCAAUAUCGUACGGCAGCUCGAGCGCAAUCCGGAGAAGGUGGUCGAACUGCUCAGCCACUCAGCCAGUCUGGGCGAUGCUGAUGGCUUGAUGGAUGAAGGACGAGAGCCCGAUGCACGGAAAAGGUCACAGAAGUCAAACAGUAAGCAAGCGAAGGCAGGCGCCCGUCUACGGCGACAGCAAUCCGUGGCUGUUGAGGACAACGACAUCAACCCACCCGUAACACUGGCGAACGGUGAACCGGACGUCACGCAGAGUAAUGAAGGGAACAGUGCGCCGCCCACGGCAACCUUUGCUGGCAUUGUCCAGCUGCAGGACAUACCACCAGCGGUACGGUUACGGGCAUUGAUGCGAUUCAAAUCUCUUGACAGUUUUCGGACGGAAACGGAACACGAUAACGGUGGUUCGGAUGGUGUCAGACGUGGCCGGGCCGUGUACGGUACAUGUCAACCGAAAUCCCUCGAUGCGAUCGAUGAUCUGGAGGAAGCGGAAGAACUGAGCAGCUCGGUCGAGGUGUCCUAUGAUGCCGAAGAAGAGGAACGCAUCUGUGGGGAGCUGCUGACCGAACUGCGUGCCCUAGAGGAAGCGGACCGUGCGGAAGCGUUGGAAUCGAAUGCAACCCCGAAUGAAAAUGAAACUUCCACCAAUGCACCCGAUGAUGACGGAGACGACGGGGAGAUCCACAAGACGGCCUGGGAGAAGCUGCAGGACUAUCUGCAGCGUGUGCCAAAGCGGCGCGAUAGUGAAUACGAUCUGUUCUGUGGCAACGAAGAGGAUGUUCUGAAGAUGCUAUUUAAGCGGCAGAAAAUUAAAUUACUGUUCCACUUUAGCGACAGCUCCAGUAGUUCCACCGAUACGCUGUGA
Messenger RNA from Anopheles aquasalis, 1119 nucleotides. RefSeq lists its product as uncharacterized. The record is from RefSeq and is a predicted model, not a curated record. Lineage: Eukaryota; Metazoa; Arthropoda; Insecta; Diptera; Culicidae.